Messenger RNA from Candidula unifasciata, 345 nucleotides. NCBI's taxonomy places the organism in Eukaryota, Metazoa, Mollusca, Gastropoda, Stylommatophora, Geomitridae. The record is from the annotation of a GenBank genome assembly.
AUGUCCAUCAUGGAUAUCUCAAGAGACAAAUGGCACAAGCGCAGGGCCACAGGUGGCCGUAUGGCAGUACUGAGGAAGAAGAGAAAGUACGAACUCGGACGCCCACCAGCACACACCAAGCUCGGAGCCAAAAGAAUUCACACAGUGAGGACAAUGGGUGGAAAUAAGAAGUAUAAGGCUCUUCGACAGGAUCAUGGCAACUUCUCCUGGGGCGGUGAAGCAAUCACACGUAAGACACGUGUCAUUGAUGUGGUGUACAACCCGUCCAAUAAUGAGUUUGUGCGUACAAAGACACUGGUGAAGAAAAUUGAAAAAUAUGUUAGAAAAGGACUCUUUUUCACAUAA